AUGCCGGUUCUGAGAAUUUGGGGUAUAAAAGAGCUGGGAAUCACCAAGAAGAAUCACAUUUGGCAACAAUGCGCUUCUUCUUCGUGCUCUCCGCUCUAUUCCUUCUUGCUUCGGCAACGUCUCUUCGCGAAAAGAGACAGUGCGGUUGCUCAGAUCAGCCGACGUGCUCCUGCCAGCAAUCAACCCCACAACAGUACACCUGCGCUUGCCAGCAACAGGCUCCGACUUCUUCCUGCUCAUGCUCCCAGCAAACAAACAGAUGAGCCGUUCGUUGACAUUGUGAUAUUCAGCAAAAAAUCUGAUUGCGCAAUCAUGCCGGUUUUGAGAGUUUGGGGUAUAAAAGCGGUGGGAAUCAGCAAGAAGAAUCACACAGGACAACAAUGCGAUUCUUCUUCGUGCUCUCCGCUCUAUUCCUUCUUGCUUCGGCAACGUCUCUUCGCGAAAAGAGACAGUGCGGUUGCUCAGAUCAGCCGACGUGCUCCUGCCAGCAAUCAACCCCACAACAGCAACAAUUUCUGUCCGGUGCCAUGUCCCGGCUAUUACGAGCCGAUUCUGCAUGUCAUCGGCGUCAUCUCGACGAUACUCAACGUGUUCGGCAUCUAUUUGACGAUGUACCGAUCGACGCACAAAUCCAAGUAUCGCUUCUGUCAGCUCUACGUGCAAUUGACCGCGUUCUGCACCGAAUUCGAUCUUUCGAUUAUCAAUCCCGCCUAUUUCUAUUUUCCGAUGAUCGGCGGUAUCAAUUGCGGAAUGUUUCGGCAUUUUCAAGUCAAAUAUGAGAUCACCUCGCAUUUUUGUAUAACGAUUUUCGCUUUCAUAUUUUCACUUCAAGUGCCAUCCAUGUUUUGCUGCUUCUUAUACCGUCAUCAAAUCGCUGCAAAAUGCUCACCAUCAGCGAUUAUGACAUUCAAUAAGCAUACUAUUUAUCUAUUACUCGCCAUUUUUCACAUAAUUCCAGUCAUGUUAACGAUUAGUCUUUAUAAAUCGAAAUUGACAAUGGCGGAGAAGAAAGAAUCAAUAAAUUUGAAUUAUCCCGAUUGUUAUCAUGUGCUUCAAGACUUCACAUUCGACAUGUAUGAUCCGAAUAUCAAUGCGAAUUUUCUAAUAUUUGUGUUCCUCGUCUCAUUCCUCAUAUUAAUUUCGAUAAUUUCGUCGAGUUUUAUGACCUGGAGAACCGCGAAUAUUCUGAACAUGUAUCGCGCGAUCAUGUCAACGCGGACCUAUCAAAUGCAGAAGGCGUCGUUGACAGCUCUGACAGCGCAAAUCUCCGCUCCCUCAGUGAUUUUUGGCAUUCCGGUCGCUUCGGUUUAUUCGGUAAUGGCCGGAAAUAGCAGCACGUUCCACGCGUUCGCCGCAACCGCUCCGAUGUUCGUCUCAAUGCACUCGAUGGCGUUCACAUUGUGCCUUAUAUUCACAAAUGCCCAAUUUCGGCGAAUUGUGUUUCAUCGCUUCUACAAGCACUUAAAGUAA
This is a messenger RNA of Caenorhabditis bovis, 1470 nucleotides long. The record is from the annotation of a GenBank genome assembly. NCBI's taxonomy places the organism in Eukaryota, Metazoa, Nematoda, Chromadorea, Rhabditida, Rhabditidae.